This is a messenger RNA of Bombyx mandarina (wild silkworm), 1862 nucleotides long. It is a transcript of the gene Vps2, whose product is annotated as vacuolar protein sorting 2. Gene Ontology annotation, biological process: vacuolar transport. Lineage: Eukaryota; Metazoa; Arthropoda; Insecta; Lepidoptera; Bombycidae. The record is from RefSeq and is a predicted model, not a curated record.
AUGAUGGAGUGGUUAUUUGGUCACAAGAUGACUCCAGAUGAGAUGCUGCGCAAGAAUCAGCGAGCUCUCAACAAGGCCAUGAGAGACCUGGACCGUGAACGAAUGAAAAUGGAACAGCAAGAGAAGAAGGUCAUUGCUGACAUUAAAAAGCUAGCUAAAGAAGGACAAAUGGAUGCUGUUAAAAUCAUGGCAAAAGACUUAGUACGUACCAGACGAUAUGUCCGCAAGUUCAUGCUAAUGAAAGCGAACAUCCAAGCGGUGUCACUGAAGAUACAAACUCUCAAGUCUCAAAGCACCAUGGCGCAGGCGAUGAAGGGAGUCACUCGUGCCAUGGCUACCAUGAACAGACAACUAAACAUGCCACAGAUACAAAAGAUAUUACAGGAGUUUGAAAAGCAGUCUGAAAUUAUGGAUAUGAAGGAGGAGAUGAUGAAUGACUCCAUCGAUGAAGCCAUGGAGGGAGACGAUGAUGAAGAAGAAAGUGACGCCGUCGUGUCACAAAUCUUGGACGAGCUGGGUCUGCAGCUGAACGACACGCUGUCCGGGCUGCCCCAGGCCACUGGAUCUCUCUCUGUUGCCGCGAAGACCCCGGCGUCCCCGACGGCGGUGGCGGGCGGCGCCGGAGCCCCCGUGUCGGACGCGGACGCCGAGCUGCAGGCCCGCCUCGACAACCUGCGCCGCGAGUAGCGCCCACCACCUCCCAACACGAUGCGACAAACGUUACGUCUCAAGCUUCUGUUUUGAAGUCUGCUAUAAUACAUUAACUCUAUGAAAAGUUAGAAAUAGUAUUACACAAGAUUCGUCCUGAUCACAGGAGUGUACUCGCUUAAAUAAAACCGUACUGUUCAAAUUGCUAAUGUGCUUAGGCUCAGAAGCAAAUUUGAGCCCCGUUCGUGGCGGUAUCGCCGCGGCCGGGGGAUCGCGGGGUUCGUGGGGGGCUGGGGACCGGGGGGUCGUGGAGGGCUGCCUCGCAGGACACCUUGUAAAACGACCCUUAACUCCUCGUAUGCAGUUCAGAGUUAACCUGCUGUAUAAAAGCCGGCACCAUCUCCCGGACGACUAAGUUAGCCGGACUAUUUCUUAUGCCUCAGACGGACGAUUUAACUAUAUAUUUAGUUUUUUUCAUGACUCGCAACAAGGCUGCCUCAAGGACAAACAUUCAUUUAGUUCAGUUCAUGAACAUCAAACGAUUUCUAACACCCUGUAUAUACAGGGCUACCAUAUUAUGUACUAGCGACCCGCCCUCGCUUCGCUUCGGAAACUGUAAUUUAUUAUUGAUUUCUCCACUAUUUAAUGGAUGUUAUUAUACAUAUAAACCUUCCUCUUCAAUCACUCUAUCUAUUAAAAAAAACCGCAUCAAAAUCCGUUGCGUGGUUUUCAAGAUUUAAGAAUAUAUAAGGAUAUAGGGACAGAGAAAGCGACUUUAUAUUAUGUAGUGAUGGUAGGUUUUCAAAAAUGUUAAAAUAUGGUUUUAAAUAAAUCAGAGUAGUUGUCGACGCACGGACGAUACAGCGCGUUUUGUGAUAAUAAUUAUGAAUGCUAAACUGUAAUAUUAACGUUGAGUGUUCAUAGUGUAAAUUGUCACUAAACAUAUGAAGGAGUCAUUGAAAAUACUAUUUUAUUAACACACUAAACUAAAUUUCAAAUACAAAAAUGUAUUGUAAAAUAGAACAUCGAAUUGGAAAUAGAUGACAAUAUACAUUUUUAUGUGUCAAUAACAAAAUGAAAAUCGUUUUAAUACAGAGCAUACGAAUGGAGGUAGUUUAACCCUGUUAGUGCUGAGUUUAAUUUCACAUAUUUUGCAGAAAUUGUUGAAUUGGAUUUUAAAAAAAAGUAUUUACUUUAUAAAAAACUUUACUUUA